UGCGCGAUAAACGUACCGUGUGACGUGCCGUCCGCGCGGGUUCAGGGGACGGGGUCGCGUCGUGUUGUAAUACCAUCAUUCGUUUCCGUUUUUAAUAUUCUUGUUCAUCGGUGUUCAUUUUCUCUGGUUUUUUUUUUUUCUAUUCUCAAAACGUUUCUCGGCGCCUUGCGCACGUGCCCGGCCUAACAACCGACUAAACGCAUGGGUUUUACGUGUCACGUGACCCAGCUCGUUGUGUAACUUGCGACGUUUGAACCAAUAACGUACCGUAGUGCUCGGGAUAUCGUUAUCUAAGCGACUCGUCCCCGUUCCCGCCGUCCGAUUGUCACGGUUGGCCUCCAUGAAGGUGUGAGAUAAAAUACGACUCGAACUUCGGUGACGACCGAACAAGACCGUGACCGCUUCACGUCACAUGGAUCGUCACACCGUCCGUCCGCUACCGCGGUACUACUGGUAAGCCGAUAUCGCAAACCAUGUUCGUGGCCGCGUGGCUGUUGAUGGCCGCGACGGCCGGCACCGCGGUGGCCAGCGAGUACCCGGAACGCGAGUGCUGCGAUCCCGUCAACGUGCCGCCGGUGUCCAUGUCCGCGACGCCCAACUACGCGUUAGCCGCUGCCGCUGCCGGUUACCAGACGGCCGCUACGUCUCCGUCGACCAUCGCCCCCGUCGAGGGCCGCCGAGAAGGAAAAACAUCUACAGGAAGUCUGAACUGUUUGUUGGCAAGAUCGUUAUGCAAUGAAGAUCCAUCGUGUUUUAAAAUUAUAAACCUUAUUCCAAGUUUAUGUGGGAAUGAAAUAGUCUCGUGUUCGACGACUACAGUGAUCAAGUGUCGCGCGGCUUUGAAAACCCUUCAAGCGUUUCCAUUCUUCAAGCCAACGUGUCUGUGCCGAGAACCGAAAAUCGAUUACGAAUGCAAUUCCUUUCGUAAUUUUUUGUUCGACCACCCGUGUAACUUCACACAGCGCAAAGAAUACGACCCGUUCCAUAUUGAUACUUUGGCCUCGUGCAAUCAUGCGUUGACAGUUUGUGAAUCAUCCCCCGAUUGUCGACAAAUAUUCGAGGACUUCAAGAUCAAUUGUAAAAUUACAAAAGACAAUACUUGUGAAACUAGUCGACCGGAAGAAUGUCACAAAUAUUGGCUGCGGUUGAGAAAAACUCCAUUGUUCGGAUGCAUAUGUCCUCAGAAUCAAGUUAAAAAACGUUGCGAUCGUAUUUUUGCAUUGAUAAAUGAAAAUCCGUGCAUAAGUUCCAAGUCGUCGCCAAUCGACAACUCUAUAUUGAACUUUCAGAGUACGUGCCACGAGGCGUUAGAAACUUGUAAUAAGCAUCCACAUUGCCAGGAAAUGGUGGCUUCCAUUAUUCGAAAUUGUAAUCAGAGACAAUGUAGAAAAUCCAACUGCAUGGAAUCGUUGCAAAGCUUUUACAGGAAUGAAUCAAUGCAUUCGUUCGCGAUCGAAAUCGCAUUUUGUCUGUGCAAAAAAUCUGGAGUCAACAAAGACAAAUGUUUGAUAGCUCAAGAAAUGUUGCAUCCAGAAUGUGCGCAGCGUGUAGACGGAACAGCUAAAGUGUCAUGCCAUAGCUUGGCCGAAAGUUGCAGGUUGAAAUCAGAUUGCAGGUCCCGACUGGAAACGUUUGAACAGACGUGUUCUGUGGAUCAGAUGACCAGUCGAUGUGCUGGGCCGCCGUCUGCAUGUCGCGAAUCCAUUUUGGGCAUACUGGGAACGAUGUUGAGGACGAACUGUGCGUGCAAGGAUACAUCCCGUUCCAAAUUCUACGACUGCAUGGGAUGGCAACGAGUAUUUUGGUUCAACUCGUGUGUCGUGGAAGCUCAGCGGGAUUUUCACAUGGCCAAAAUAAAAGAAUUGGUCAAACUGUCGUCGCAUCACUCGCACACGGUUGUCCGCGAUCACGAGCAAACGACGGCGAUCGCGAUCAAACCGCUGUCGCCGGUGAUGCCUUGGACCAGAGCCACGGACGCGCCGACCACAACCACGGUCAAAGUCCUGAUGGCGGGCAAAACAUUCCGAUCCGACGCGACCGCGGUCGCCACACCGAAUCCCGUCACGACCACGUCGACGACAACUACCACCGCCACUACCACUGUCACCGUCGCCGACACAACUACCGUUAUCGCCGCGACCAAUGCUGACUAUUCGGCCAUGACAUCGACGACAACAAACGUUAUGCUCCCAUCUCAAAUCCCUUUACGAGGAUGUAGUUUGCAGAGGUCACCACAUUAUAACAAACAGUUUUUGCCCGAAGGUGAUGUCAUCAGGCUUCACAGUUUAGAGGAUAAUUCGUGCUCCGAGGUAUGUCAUUGCAAGUCAGUCGAAAGUUUGACUUGUCAAACCAUCUGUGUGGAAGUAGAACCAUGUGAAACAGAAAUCGCAUACUAUCAUCACGAAUCACCAGCUUAUAUUGCGUUCCGUGGACGGUGCGUGUGCUACGUUGGGAGAUUUAUUUGUAUGCGACCAAAAAUGGGUUCAUAUGCGCUGGUGCCGGGCGUGUUUUUGUUCUUGGGAUACAGUGAAAAGGACGAAUCGUUGUUGAAAAGCUUGGACAUAAUGAAUUUUGAGAUCAAAGAUAUCGUUUACGAAAUUCAGAAGUUCAUACAUGAGCACAUGAUGUAUAACACUACAUGCAAGCUACAACUACACAUUAUGUCAUUCGAAAAUAUGAUCAUAGUGGGAAAAGCCACUCAGAAACUUACCGCUGGAGGUUAUCUCAAAGACGAUGCUACAGACCUCCGAUCUUCCGUUUUACAAGAUAAUGUGGCGUGUUUCGAUAUUUUAAAAAAUUUCUCGUAUCUCGUCACGACGCAAGCUAUGCAAGUAAAAACCAACAUGAUACUAUCAGUGUUGAAGAUCGCCGAAGUCGAUAUACUGUUACCGGCGUCGAACUCAUGGAGUACAAGUGUGUUACCAAACGCGGGUAUGCUAACGUUGACACUGGUAACUAUAAUGGUCCUAUUCUAAAGAUAAAAAAAGACAAAAUAAUACAUUAUUGUAAGUUGAUUUAAUUUUUUUUUUAUUGUUAAGUUUUCUUUUAUCUUAUACAUUUUAUCUUCUGUUUUUAUAAUAUUUUUCUUAUAAGAUUUAAAACUCCGGUAGAAAUUCGGUGCGUCAUAACUUUUUAAGUACUGCAUGGAAUUUCGAUGGCUCCCAAUAUUUUUACAGCAAUAUAAGCUGAAAUACAAUCUUAGUAAAAUUGUAUUUCCACGUUAUCAUUUCAAUUCUUGUUUAGUCUUUGAACGCCAUCGUUUUAC
Messenger RNA from Sipha flava (yellow sugarcane aphid), 3265 nucleotides. RefSeq lists its product as uncharacterized. Gene Ontology annotation, cellular component: external side of plasma membrane; signaling receptor complex. The coding region runs from base 474 to 2975 and encodes 833 amino acids. Lineage: Eukaryota; Metazoa; Arthropoda; Insecta; Hemiptera; Aphididae. The record is from RefSeq and is a predicted model, not a curated record. Gene Ontology annotation, biological process: nervous system development. The transcript has 14 exons. Gene Ontology annotation, molecular function: signaling receptor activity.